Molecule: messenger RNA, 4350 nt
Organism: Nakaseomyces glabratus
Lineage: Eukaryota; Fungi; Ascomycota; Saccharomycetes; Saccharomycetales; Saccharomycetaceae
Gene: SPT6
Product: chromatin-remodeling histone chaperone SPT6
Biological process (GO): nucleosome organization; transcription elongation-coupled chromatin remodeling; transcription elongation by RNA polymerase II
Cellular component (GO): transcription elongation factor complex
Molecular function (GO): nucleosome binding; histone binding; DNA binding
Source: RefSeq, a predicted model, not a curated record
AUGAGUGACCAAGAGAGCGCCUCUCUGAGAGAGGAAAAGAAUGAAAUAAUCAAUGGCAUGGGUUCAGGAGCUCCAAGUGAUGAAGAAGAAGGAGAAGAUGUCUUUGAUUCAUCGGAAGAAGAGGAGGAGGACGAUGAAGAUGAAGCUAGAAAGAUUAGUGAAGGUUUUAUUGUAAAUGAUGAAGACGAAGAUGAGGAUGAGGAUGACGAAAAUGUAGCUGACAAAAAGAAAAAGAGGAGACAUAAGAGAAGGGCAAGAGAAGAAGAGGAUGAUAGGCUUUCUGAGGAUGAUUUGGACCUGUUAAUGGAAAAUGCUGGUGUCAAACGCCCUACCACUGAAGGUUCGAGUGGAGGAAAACUAAAAAGAUUGAAAAGAGUAGGAGAUGAAGUUGAAUCUGGCGCUGCAGAUAGAGAGCAAGAAUCUAGUCAAGAGAAAGAAUCAUCACGUUUGAAUGACUUCUUCUCUGAUGAUGAAGAUGAGGAGCCAUAUGAUGAAGAAAAUCGUGAAAGAUCUAGAGGUUCUCGUGAAUACGAUAGAGGUGAAUCGAAUCAUCAAGGUGAUAACCGUAAAUCAGGUAUGUUAGACGAGUUAGAUGACUUCAUUGAAGAAGAUGAAUUCUCCGAUGAGGAUGAGGAAACCCGUCAACAGAGGUUGCUCGAGAGAAAAAUGAUGAGAGAGCAAAGAAUGAAAGCUCCAACUAAGAUCACAGGUCUUUCAUCUGAUAAGAUUGAUGAAAUGUACGACGUUUUUGGUGACGGCCAUGAUUAUGAUUGGGCGCUAGAAAUCGAAAAUGAGGAGCUUGAAGGUGGUGAUAUCAAUGAACAGUCUGAGGAAUUUGAUGAGGAAACAGGAAUGACCAAGAGUUCAAAGAAGAAAAUCAGUUUACAAGAUAUCUAUGAUUUACAAGAUCUGAAAAAAAACUUGAUGACUGAUGAAGAUAUGCUAAUCCGUAAAACAGAUAUACCUGAAAGGUAUCAAGAACUAAGAUCAGGCCUAGUAAAUCAUGGUAAUUUAAGUGAUAACGACCAAGAACUUGAGAAGAAUUGGAUAAGUGAGAAAAUUGCUGUUGACAAGAAUUUCUCUGCUGAUUAUGAUCUUACUGAGUUUAAGGAAGCUGUAGGAAACGCAAUCAAGUUUAUUACUAAGGAAAACCUUGAAGUUCCAUUCAUAUAUGCUUACCGUAGGAACUACAUUUCUUCUAGAGAACGUGAUGGUUUUCUUCUAACUGAGGACGACUUAUGGGAGAUUGUUCACCUUGAUAUUGAGUUCCAAAGUAUUAUCAAUAAGAGAGAUUAUGUGAAGAGAUUUUACAGCGAGCUUGGUAUUAGUGACCCUCUUGUUGACGAGUACUUUAAAAAUCAAAGUACUGGAUCUGUUGCAGAGUUAAAUUCCUUACAAGAUAUCUAUAAUUAUCUUGAAUUUAAAUAUGCACAGGAGAUUAAUGACAACUUGCAAAAGGAAUCUGAUAAAUCGGGAAAGAAGCAUUUGAAAAACUCCAAUUAUGAGAAAUUUAAGAGUAGCGCUUUGUACAAAGUUAUCGAAGCAGUAGGAGUUUCAGCAGAUCAAAUUGGUAACAAUAUUAGCUCUCAGCAUCAAAUUCACAUCCCUAAGGACCAUGAAGCUUUGAAACCACUGGAACUUAUUGAACUGGUUUUGAAUGAGAAUGCCGGUGAUCUUCAAGUAUUUCUGUCGAACAUUAAGUUGGCAAUGGAUACGAUACAGAAGUAUUACUCUUGGGAAAUUUCAAAGAACACCAAAGUGAGAGAAAAAGUGAGAGCCGAUUUUUACAGAUAUUAUUUGGUUGAUGUAGUUUUAACUACUAAAGGUAAGAGGGAAAUUCAAAGAGGUUCUCUUUAUGAGGAUAUAAAAUAUGCAAUUAACAGAACGCCUCUGCAUUUCCGUCGUGAACCGGAAAUUUUCUUGAAGAUGUUGGAAGCUGAGUCAUUGAAUUUGAUGACUUUAAAACUUCAUAUGUCCUCUCAAAAACAAUAUGUUGACCAUUUAUUCCAAAUUGCAUUAGAAACAACGAACACUUCUGAUCUCGCCAUCGAGUGGAACAACUUCCGUAAAGCUGCCUUUACACAAGCUAUUGAAAAAAUCUUCAAUGACAUUGCUCAAGAAAUCAAGGAUGAUUUAGAAAAAACAUGUCAAAAGCUAGUCUGCAAAGUUGUUCGCCAUAAAUUUAUGACUAAACUAGAUCAAGCGCCUUAUGUUCCAGAUUUGAAAGAUCCAAAACUACCAAAAAUUUUGACACUAACCUGUGGUCAAGGUAGAUUUGGCUCUGAUGCUAUUAUAGCGGCUUAUGUCAACCGGAAGGGCGAAUUCGUAAGAGAUUUCAAGAUUACUGAAAAUCCGUUUGAUAGGUCUAAUCCAGAUAAAUUCGAAGAAGUAUUCGAAGAUAUUGUUCAAACAUGUCAAAUUACUGCAAUUGGUAUUAAUGGUCCUAACCCUAAAACUCAAAAAUUAUUUAAAAAACUUAUCGAAGUUAUUCAUAAGAAGAAUUUGGUUGACUCAAAAGGAACACACAUACCAAUAAUAUAUGUUGAGGAUGAGAUCGCUAUUAGAUAUCAAAACUCUGAGAGGGCCGCUCAGGAAUUCCCUAACAAACCACCAUACGUUAAGUACUGUAUUGCACUGGCAAGGUACAUGCACUCACCUUUAAUGGAAUACGCUAACCUGUCUCCAGAAGAGUUAAAAUCACUUUCUAUACAUCCUUUCCAAUCGUUUUUAUCUCCAGAGUACUUGAACAGAGCCAUAGAAACAGCAUUUGUAGAUAUCGUUAAUUUGGUUGGUGUCGAAGUGAAUAAGGCCACAGAUAACUCAUAUUAUGCUUCGGUUUUAAGAUUUGUGUCAGGUUUUGGUAAGCGUAAGGCUAUUGAUUUCCUUGAAUCACUACAGAGACUAAAUGAGCCACUUUUAGCCCGUCAGCAAUUAAUUACUCAUAACAUUCUUCAUAAGGUCAUUUUCAUGAAUUCGGCAGGUUUCUUGUAUAUAUCAUGGAGUAAGAAGAGGCAGAGAUAUGAGGAUCUAGAGCAUGAUCAGCUUGAUAGUACUAGAAUUCAUCCCGAAGAUUAUCACUUAGCUACCAAGGUUGCUGCAGAUGCAUUAGAAUAUGAUCCAGAUACAAUUGCAGAAAAGGAAGAAAAUGGCACAAUGAGUGAAUUCAUUGAGUUCUUGCGUGAGGAUCCAAAUCGUAGGAGUAAAUUAGAAUCUUUGAACUUAGAAUCAUACGCUGAAGAGUUAGAAAAGAAUACUGGACAAAGGAAGCUGAAUAAUUUAAACACUAUUGUCUUGGAAUUACUAGAUGGAUUCGAAGAGCUAAGAAAUGAUUUCCAUAUUAUGCAAAGCGAAGAAGUUUUCAGCUCAUUGACUGGUGAAACUGAUAAAACAUUAUUCAAGGGUUGCGUUAUACCAGUCAGGGUGGAGAGAUUCUGGCAUAAUGAUAUUGUCUGUGUCACUAACUCGGAGGUGGAAUGUAUUGUUAAUGCACAAAGACAUUUGGGUGCUCAAGUACGCAGGCCUCCAAAUGAAAUUUAUGAGUUGAAUAAAACUUACCCAGCAAAGGUUAUUUUCAUUGAUUAUCCAAACAUUACUGCUGAAGUAUCUUUACUUGAGCAUGAUGUCAAGAAUGAAUAUAAUCCAUUGACGUACAGUAAAGAUCCGGCUAUCUGGGACUUGAAGCAAGAAUUGGAGGACUCUGAAGAAGAAAAGAAGGUAACUAUGGCAGAAUCAAGAGCUAAGAGAACACAUAGAGUUAUCAACCAUCCAUACUACUUCCCAUUCAAUGGUAAGCAAGCCGAGGAUUAUUUGAGAAGUAAAGAAAGGGGUGAUUUCGUCAUCAGACAAUCGAGUAGGGGUGAUGAUCAUUUGGCUAUUACUUGGAAACUUGAUAAAGACUUGUUCCAGCAUGUUGAUAUUCAAGAACUGGAAAAGGAAAAUCCACUUGCCCUGGGUAAAGUCUUGGUUGUCGAAGGCCAAAGAUACCACGAUCUCGAUCAAAUUAUCGUUGAAUAUUUACAAAACAAGAUUAGACUACUGAACGAGCUAACCUCUAAUGAAAAGUUCAAGGCAGGUACCAAGAAGGAAGUAGUUAAGUUUAUUGAGGAUUACUCAAAGGUUAACCCAAAGAAAUCAGUCUACUACUUCAGCUUGAACUAUGAGAAUCCAGGCUGGUUCUACUUGAUCUUCAAGUUGAACGCAGAGAGUAAGUUAUACAUUUGGAAUGUCAAACUAACCCACACUGGUUUCUUCUUGGUCAACUAUAACUAUCCAACUGUCAUCCAACUGUGUAAUGGUUUCAAGACGUUGUUGAAAUCAAGCAAUACAAGAAACAGAUCAGGUUACAGAUAA